AUGUCGCUCUCACCCAUGGACGUGCGUUCCGUGGGAACGUGUGUUUCCGCUGUGAUAACAUCGUUCAUCGAUGCUGCAGGACUGAUGCAGCGAAUGAAGGCUUCCGAAAACUUACUCACGCACGAGAUUACAUCCGACUUUGAGAACUCCCUUCUCCUUGGGCCACCGAUUGUGCAGGGGCAAUAUGAGCAAAGCAUCCGCCAGUUUAGAGGCGCCUACGAAUUAGGGGACCAAAUUGCCCGGGAGACGUUGAAGGAUAUCGUUAUCAGCCUACAGCUAACAGUGCUGGCUACCCUGCGUAUGGCUCUGCUUGAUAGCAUCAGCCCGGAUUUUGCGAGUCUGCAAGUCGCUUCAGACAAUGCGCGUGUUGAGACUCUCAUGUGCUUAUACAAGCUGGCCCAGCGUAUCGGCAUGAGCCCUCCUCGGUAUAGCCCCGAACAUUCCCUCACCCCAAAGCAGCCAGCUUGCAGUUUCGCUCCAGACAAUGCACGGCAAAAUUCAUCCCACUCCCCCCCUUCCCACGGUGCCUCAUCUUUUGAUAUGCGGGCAAACCUUGUAUCCCCAAGUGAAGCCCCGUUUCUAGCGCCCCUUUCGUCGCUCUCCCCUUCCUCCGUAGAUUCCGCAUUCACUGAAGACGCCGGGACACCAAGCCUCGACCACUCCGUUGGGAGUUUCUUUGGUGGACGCCGGUUUCCGUAUUCGCCAGUCAGUCAUUCCAGCAGGCAGCCCCGGCAAGAAGGCUCAAUCCCGACUAAACGACGGGUCACGAAUCGGCCAGAUAGCAUCUACAGCGAGAGUAUCUACAGCGAAAUGUCAUCACACCCAGUAGUCCCUACUGAAACAACCAAUGAAAGCGAUAUAUCAUCUUUUGGGGUCUCUAGCCACCAAACUUCCCACAAAGACAUAUCCGAACUCCCCAAAGAGCAAAGCACGUCAUCAAACCGUUCCGGAUCAUUGCUUUCUGGCUUCCAGGAUCGAAGAAAGCGGAUUUCUAUCUCAUCGGGCGAGAAGCCCGUUCCUCGUUCGGGCUUCCAUUCAGUACUCGGUUUUGGGGAGAAGCCACACUCUGUACAAAAUAAUUCCGAAAACGGUGCUCAAAGCGAGCGGAAUCUAGCAUAUUCACAGACAGGGAGCCCUAUACCGGGGGCUCUAUAUCUCCCUUGCGAGGAAAAUAAAUUUGCUGGCUUCUGCAAAGGCGCAUGGAAACUCCAAAAUGCCAUGAAAAAAUCAUUUCGCCUUGAUUUCAGACGUACAACUACAUACCUGCAGAUCUCCACUUGGCGCUGUACAAAGUGCUGUUUUGAGGGCCCCAUGGGCCACUCACCGGCGGCUGCCCGUGGUUCCUCAUCGUCACCCGCCCAGGGGUUUGCUCGUACGACGCCCCUAACGGAAAGCUCAUCAAAGGAUUUUGACCAAAGUGUCCGCCUUCAUAGUUCUAGUGGCGUUAGGUAUCGCUGGGCCUUCCUGGCAAAAAGCCAUAUUCCAAUACGAUCAACACUUAAGCGAACCGACGGAACCGGAGGAAGCUUCGGGUGUAUAUACUGUUGCGCUGAGCAACAGGGCCCUGCGCCGGUCUUUGCGGACAUUGACACGUUCAUGGAACAUUUGAAGCUUCACGGCGGGGCUGCGGGCGGCACGACUGACGCGCAAGCCAAGCGGGUGCCUUCGCAGGACUUGUUAAACUGGACCAAGUGCAUUAUUGGCCGGGUUGCGCCAGAAGACGAAGGGUUUGAUCUCAAUAUACCCAAGAUAGUUGCAGAGAUUGGAAUCUGA
Messenger RNA from Ophidiomyces ophidiicola, 1773 nucleotides. RefSeq lists its product as uncharacterized. The record is from RefSeq and is a predicted model, not a curated record. The transcript has 2 exons. The coding region runs from base 1 to 1773 and encodes 590 amino acids. Lineage: Eukaryota; Fungi; Ascomycota; Eurotiomycetes; Onygenales; Onygenaceae.